UAAGAAUCAUAUUGCACAAGUGAACCAAUCGAUGAUCUCCUAUCAACAGUCCCCUCAGUACGAAUAGUUUCGGCCGGGACGUUACUCUUUUCUUCCCUGUUUCUUCACGGACAUUCAUGCCCAUUCUCAGCAAAGUGGCAAUACAUGGUUGAAUUACUGGAGAAUACACUCAGGGCUAGAUUUUAGUAUUAUUCCGCAUGUCAGAAUGGAUCCUCCAUCUCAAGUCUACCUCUUCGGAGGUAAAAAGCCAUGGAAUCCUCUCGAUUGGACGAGCUCCGAUGACCGUGUUCGUGGCGGCUCCUCUUACUCUACUCUCACUUGCAGUCCAUUUGCCCCCACCGCCAAAUUUCACGGACAUCUUGAUAUCAAAACCCUGGGUGGAGCUGGUUUUGCUUCUCAACGGACGACGAGGGAACAUCAAACUUGGGAUUUGACUGGGUUUGAUGGAUUGGAGUUGAAUAUCGAGAAGUCAGAUGGGAAAAAAUAUACUGUGGCAUUGAAGGACGAGUUAUUGCCACAACGCUCGGAUGGGAGGGAGCAGAGUACUGUAAGUUGGGAGUAUGAUUUCAAGGUGGAGGGAGAUAAUGGAAAGGGGAAGGUAUUUGUGAAGUGGGAAGAUUUGAAGGCGACGUAUAGAGGACGAGAGAAGAAAGAUGCAAAGCCUCUGGACUUGAAGAACGUCAGGAGAUUAAGCUUGAUGAUGAGAAGUUUCUUUGGUACUCAAGAAGGAGAAUUUUCUCUUUCCAUUCUUUCGAUAUCGGCCAUUAAUCUAGUGUCCGAUUCCAAUCCAGGGGCCUUUUCGGAGCCUUACCGAGAUCACCCAAACAAUGACCUAAACGAGAACACAGUGUUCAGGCCCUCCAUAACGCAAGAAGACAAUAAUGCAAUUAGUACUAGUACAGAGCAGGAUUCAUCUGGAUGGCUCUUUUAGAGUACGGCC
This is a messenger RNA of Amorphotheca resinae ATCC 22711, 940 nucleotides long. RefSeq lists its product as hypothetical. The coding region runs from base 206 to 931 and encodes 241 amino acids. The record is from RefSeq and is a predicted model, not a curated record. Gene Ontology annotation, biological process: NADH dehydrogenase complex assembly. The transcript has 3 exons. Lineage: Eukaryota; Fungi; Ascomycota; Leotiomycetes; Helotiales; Amorphothecaceae.